AUGAUGAAUAGUACAUAUAAAUAUGGUGGGCCGUAUUCAUGCACAUUAACAACGCACGAAGGAAGCUUCGGAGUUUAUAAUUCCUGUGUAGAAUACGGAAAGGAGCAGUUAAGAAAUUUCAAACAGCAGAUAGUAAAAAAUGUAAUCAUCCAGAUUUUGCUAUUUGAGCACCUGAAAAGGGCAACCAAAGGAGAAUUGAAUGGUGGGUGUCAUAACCACGCAGAACUGCUCAGUAGUAACAACGUACAUGUGAGAAAGAGGAUCGAUGAGAAGAACGCACAAAAAGGCUUUCCUCCCAAUCGUCAUACGGAAUAUCCAAAUGAAGAAUGCACAAGCCAUGGGGAUGAUUGUCAUACAAACGGGUGGCAUUCGGAAGGUGGCAAAAAUGUAAAGGUGGAAGCAUGCGUGGUGCACAGGAAGAGUAAAAAAACGAAAAAAAAAUAUUAUAAUAAAGGGAUAAAGAAGAAAAGGUAUAUUGCAAGGAGAGAACACAGGAAACAGAAUCAAAAUGGAGGAAGCAAUACCAUCCGAAGUGAUAGUCCCCAUUGCGCGCUAUUGGAAAAGGGUGACAAGGCGGCAUGUAUGGGACAUUAUAAUGAAGUUUUUACUCCCCUAAAGGGAAAAAAAAUGUUAUAUUUUAAGAUGGUUUGUAAAAAUAUGGUGAUUGAAUUUUUAUCCCUCAGUGGGGGAAAACAAGAACUACACAAAUCUUCGGCCCCCAAGGUUGGGGAGCCCUCGUAUUGCUCAUUACUUCCUGUCUACGGUGCAGGCAAAAGUACCCGUAGGAACUUCCCCAAUUGGGGUGGCGAUCCUACGGCCUACUGCAUCAGUAACAGCGGAGGUGACAACAGUGGGAAUAAUUAUUCCGGCGCAUAUUCAAACGGCAACUGCCGAGGUGACACCCCCAAUAGGGGCGGCAGCGCGAAUAAUUAUGGUGGCAUGAAAGGUUCUGGAAGCAGCGGAGGUGGCCUUGGGGGUGCAGGAGGAAGUGGUGACAACAACGAGGAGAACAACAAUAACAACAAUCACAAUACUAACAGGGAUGCGUUCCACGAUGCAGAGGAGGACGAGCAGGACAAUACCAAUGAUAAUAAAAACACCCGUAGUAACAUGGACAAAGGAAGGAACGCCAUUAACGUGCACGAAAUGAAUCACAUGUAUGGAAAUCACGAGAAGGAAAAUGCAACCAAUCUGAUGAAUGGAAAUUACGUAGACAGCAAUGCAGCGAAUUCAGAGAAUGCAUACAAAAAUGAAAACAGCAGUGGUGGCAGUCAUCUUAACAAUGCAGGAAUGGGCGACCCCUUCUUUGAGAAUGCAGAAAGUAACAAAGCGAUUGGGCUGCUUAGAAGUGCAUCGAACAGUUUAAUGAACAAGGGGGGCGGGUCCCCCGCAGAGAUGAACAAUUCAAAUAUGAAUUAUAUGCCCCACAUGAGUGGGAAGGGCGGGUUGAGCAACGUGCCCCCGAAUCAAAGGAUGAAUUUCCCGAGCAUGUUUAUGGGACCGAACAUGGUACAACCACAUGGGGCUCAAAAUAGCAUGCAUAAUAGCAUGAAUAGCAAUAAUGGGGGUGGAACAGACCCCUUAGAUAAUAUGCAAAAUAUGAAGCCACCACCAGGAGGAAUGUUGAAGCAGAAGCACAACCAGUUCAUGUCCCCAGGACAGAACGCAGGAGAUAACAAAGUAACCAACUCACAGCAACAUAAUAGUACCAGCAGCAGUAAUAGUAGCAUGCCCCCAAAUAAUUUCAUGCCGAAUCAACUGCACCAGCAGUUUCAAAUUCAACAACAGAUGCAUUUACAGCAUUUAUUUCACCAGCAAAAUAUCCACCCCUAUAAUAUGAUGCAGCCAAAUAACCCUUCGAAGUUUCCAACCCAACAGGGUCCCCAGAAACAGUCAAAUGCUUCUAUCCUGAAAAUUCCACAAAUGUUAUCGAUGAAUUCACUUGACCGGAGGAGCAACUCCAUUUCGCAGAAAAUGCCUAGGCAUGUAAUGAACCCAAUGGAUUCCUCUAGCAAUUCGCAAAGAAGUGCCAACACGUCCAGCAUAUCGUCCAUAACGAACCCGCCAAACCAUGUAAAUUCUAUGUCGCUGAAAUAUCCCUACAAGAGUAGCAGCACAUCGCAGCAUAUCAGUAGCGCCGGUAGUAGUAACAACAAUAGCAAUAGUAACAGCGGGAACAACCCCCCUGCGGUGAGUGGCCAGCAACAUCAGCAGGCGCAGCAACAGCAUGGCGUGCAAAACCCGAUAAGCAACAUAAGUCACAACGUAACGAACAAACAGAACAUGCAACAGAGCAUACUUCCGGGGUCACAUCUCCUGCCGACCAAGCAGAAUUCACAGCAGCUGCAAAUGCAAUCGCCUGGUUCGUCCACCGCGCAGAAGGGGAUGCCCCAACAGCUUCAGCACCAGCCAAGUAUGCAGCAGCAGAUGGGCCCAACGCCGAAAACGAUGAACACGACCAGCAUAUCCGGCUCGAUCAACAGACAACCCAACCACUUGUCCUUCUCGAAUGUUCCUCCUAACCAGCAAAACGUGCCGCCAUUCAUGCAUGGCAACCCCAUGCACAUGUACCAGCAGCAGCCGCCGUUUUUCCCGAGAGGAUCGUCAUCUCCGCAGUCCAUGGGUCCCCAGCAGAUUUCCUACGAUUGGAUGCACAGUCCCUACAUGCAGCAUCAGUACAUGCUUCAGCAGUGCCAAUUGACCCCUCAACAAUUGUUCCUGCAGCAGCAACAGAAGCAGCAGAGCAUAUUGCACCACGCGCAGCAGAACGUGCCUCCACUGCAUCUGCAGGGGCAGAAGCAGCAAAACAUGUCCUACCCACAUAAUCAGCAGCAGCACCAUCCGCAGCAACAGAUGCAAAUGCAGAAUUUGGAGAACCUACCUCCACACAUGCGAAUGAUCCAAGCACAGCAUGGGGGUAUGCCAUUCAAGCAAAACGUAGCACAGCCAUUUCCACACAUGUUUAAGGAUAACAUGCUUUCGGGAAGUACCAAUUUCGAGUUUAUGGAAAAUAUGAAUGACAUGCAAAGGAUGGCAUCUUUGAAAAGUCACGUCCUGGAUGUAACUACCAGCAAUAACAUCUCACUAGAAGGAACAGUUGAAGAGGACAUUUUCGACAGCAAUUAUCACUGCGAUAUAUGUAAUAAAGAUAUAACGCAUGCGAUUAGAAUAAGGUGUGCCGAAUGUGUAGACUUCGACUUAUGUGUAAAUUGCUUCAGCAGUGGAAAAGAAAUGAAGUCCGAAAAAUGUGAACAUUACAAUUAUCACAAUUAUAUACCCAUACCAAAGUAUGACUUCCCUUUGUAUAAAUUAAACUGGAGUGCAGAAGAGGAGCUGUUACUACUAGAUGGGAUAAGCAAGUACGGUUUUGGAAACUGGGAACAAGUAGCUGAUUUGGUGAAUUCUGCUGCUAAAAUUCCAAAGACGGAUAGACAAUGUGAAAAACAUUACUAUAAUUUUUACCUUAAAUCGAAUUGUGCACCGUUGCCAGAUAAUAAAAGGUUACUAAUAAAGCCAGAUGGAAAUCCAUACGACAUUGAACACGUGGCAGAGAAGGAUAUAAACGAAAAUGAUGAAUAUGUGCAGCCUAAAUCGAAGAAAAAUAACAGAACGCAGAUUAUUGGGUAUUGGCCAUUAAGAGGAGACUUCGAUAUUGAGUAUGAUAACGAUGCGGAGUUGUUAUUAGCUGACAUGGAAUUUAAAGAAUCAGAUUUGCCUCAACAGAAGGAGCUAAAAUUACAAGUGCUUGAAAUUUAUAACUCCAAAUUGGAUGAGAGAAUUUACAGAAAAAGGACCGUUAUUGAGAGGGGGCUGUUGGAUACCAAGUCACAAAUGCAGAGGGAUAAGAAGAGGACCAAGGAGGAAAAGGAAUUGUACACUGCGCUUAAGCCGCUAUCGAGGUUUCAUUCCCCGCAACAUCAUGAAUAUUUCAUUCAGUUACUACUGGAGGAGCAGAAGCUCCGUCAGAGGUUGACCAAACUGCAGGAGUGGAAAACGCUGGGUCUGCAAAAUAUUGAACAGGUGCAGGAGUACGAAAUUGAGAAGAACAGGAGGGCCAAGGAAGCAGUCAAGCAGCAGCAGCAACAACAGCAACAACAACAACAGAUGCAACAACAGCUGCAGCACCCGCAGGAACAGGCUGAGAAGGUCGGCACGAAAGCCCUGAAGAGCAGCAAAAAGGAAUGCAAAAUUAAACAAAAGGACGAAGAAGAAAUGGAAGAAAGCAAAAAAUUAAACAUAGACACUUUUGUCGAACUGGACCUCUUAAACGAGAAGGAAGUAGAGUUCUGUAAAAAUAUGAAACUCCCAAUUUUGUUUUUCCUCCUUAUUAAGAGGCUACUAAUAAUGGAAAUUAGCAACAGUAAUUUAAAUAUGCUUAAGGAUAUCAACGAACUGAAGUUGAAGGGUUACAAGGUGGGUCAACUGUACGACUUCUUCCUCAGCUUUGACAUUAACCAGAAAGAGGAACUCCUAAACAACAACGGAAAUGGGAACGUUAAAAAUUCACACAUAAGGAAGAAUGAAGAUAAGAGACGAAAAAUGAAAACGAAUUAUGACUACAACAGUUUUAAUCGGUCUGAUAAAGUGGAGGUGGACGACACGAAUGAUAAUGGCGGAAAUGCUGGUGGUGCAACGGGCAAAGCGGGGAACAACUAUGCGGCAGGAACAAACGGUGCGGCAAUUUGCGGCCCGAGCGGCAUCACGGGUGCCAUCUCAGGUGCAAUUGCCAGUCCUAGUGCAAUCGAUAGUGGCACCCCAACGGUAGGUGGCCAGAUGCCCAGUGAAAAUGCAGGGAACACCCAGCCGAUGAAGGAGGAAAGUGGGACCAUCCUGAAUGAGCACCCCCCAACUGGUGACCCACUAAAUGAUAAGGACCUACCGGCGAGCACCCAACCAGUGGAGAAAACUGACGAAAACGACAACGUAGGAGCCCCCACCGAUAAAGAAAAAACAGCUAUGAGUAACGCUCCUGUAAUUGCCCCCGAUGGAGCUGGUACUACCAACAGGGACAAAAAAUCCAGAGAGAGAAGAGCAAAGAAAGAAAGAGACGAAAAGGUGACGCAGCAAUUGAUAACUUCCAAAGAAUCCGAAGUGGUGAGUAGCCCCCCUAAGGAGGUCAAUCCAGGAAGCUCAGAAAAUUUAACCCCUAGUCAAAAGAAAAAAAGCAACGUGAAAAAGAUAGGAAGUACUAGUACAGCAACAACUUUAGAGGGGGAAAAAACGGAGAGCACGCAAAAUUUGGGAAGCCUUGAAGGGGACAAGGAAAUUGUAUCCGACAAGAAAGAAGUAGAAAAGGAAAUUAAUGAAGCAAAGCAGAGCGAGGUAGAAGCAUCUCCCACCGCUGCAACAUCUGGAGAGGCGAUUCCAGGGGGUGAAAAACCCACCGAUGUGAAUGCGCCCAGUCCCUACGACGAAGAAGACAAAGAGGUGGACGAAGACUAUGGUGACCUGGACGACGACGGAGAUGAUAGAGAAACAAACGCUGACAUAGAACCAGAUGAAAAUGAAAAAAAAAGUAAAAAGAAAAGCUCAAAAAAGAAAACAGAAAGUAAAGAAGAAAGUUCAGAUUUGGUCAGCACAAUUACAGUGAAGACAAGUAUAGGCGAUAGCAAUUCUACAAAUGAGAUUUUAAAAAGUUCAAAUAAUUCGAGGAGAAAAUCGGUGGAAAAAAUAAAGGAAACUCCAUCACAAGUUAGAAGUAACAACCAAAGUAAGAAAAAAACGGGAGAAACAAAUACAAUUGAAGAGAAGAAAAUGGGCAAUAGUAGCACAAUUAACAACGCAAACCAUUCGUCAGGAAAGGUGAAAAAAGGCACUCCAAAGAAUGAUGACAGCCUUAGCAGUGAGAUUUUUGAAAGCACAUCGAAAAAGCGAAGUAACAGCAAAUCCAAGAAAAGUAGUGACUACGAUUUAAGUAGAAAUGCAUCCAGAGUGAGCAGCCAUUUUGACCUGGAAAAUGAAAACAGUUGUGUGGAAACAUUCGAUUCCAGCGUAGAAUUGGAUGGAAAAUUAUCCAAAGGGAAAAAGCUCAGCACCCCUUCCCCCUCUUCUUCAUCCAUAUUGAGUAAGAAUGACAAGAGCAGACGUAGCAAAGCAAAGAGUAACAACUUGAGCCCGGACCUUUUAUCCUCCAGCGUUGAUACAAAGGAUAAUGACAGAAAUGACAAGAAGGCCAAAACGGCUGAAGACACUGUAAAGAAGUCAUCGAAGAAGAGAAAGGGCUCCACCAGUUUGGUUUCCACGUCGACGAAGAAGUCCAUGAAGAUGUGA
Messenger RNA from Plasmodium coatneyi, 6270 nucleotides. Its product is annotated as Transcrition adapter 2. The coding region runs from base 1 to 6270 and encodes 2089 amino acids. Gene Ontology annotation, cellular component: nucleus. Gene Ontology annotation, biological process: chromatin remodeling; regulation of transcription by RNA polymerase II. The transcript has a single exon. The record is from RefSeq and is a predicted model, not a curated record. Gene Ontology annotation, molecular function: chromatin binding; zinc ion binding; transcription coactivator activity. Lineage: Eukaryota; Apicomplexa; Aconoidasida; Haemosporida; Plasmodiidae.